This is a messenger RNA of Uranotaenia lowii, 2145 nucleotides long. RefSeq lists its product as uncharacterized. The record is from RefSeq and is a predicted model, not a curated record. Gene Ontology annotation, molecular function: nucleic acid binding. The transcript is spliced from 2 exons. Gene Ontology annotation, biological process: DNA integration. NCBI's taxonomy places the organism in Eukaryota, Metazoa, Arthropoda, Insecta, Diptera, Culicidae. Bases 1 to 2145 code for a protein of 714 amino acids.
AUGCCCGGAGUGAAAAUAAAGUUCAGCGUUGAUCCCAAAAUACCACCGGUACGAAACGCCUAUUUUAACGUACCUGCUGCUUUGCGUGACGCCGCGAGAGAAAGAUUAGAAGGUAUGGAAGCACAGGGCAUCAUUGAAAGAGUUACUGUUGCACCCGAAUGGAUAAGCGGAAUGUCUGCAGUUCCCAAAGGGAAGAGUGACUUUCGUUUAGUAGUCAACAUGCGGGCACCUAAUAAGGCGAUCAAAAGAGAGUACUUCCGAAUGCCUCUUAUUGAAGAAAUAAAGGUAAAGUUGCAUGGAAGCAGAUAUUUCACCAAGCUCGACUUAAGCAACGCAUUCUACCAUUUGGAGCUGGACAAAGAGUCGAGAGAGCUGACCACAUUUCUGUCGGAAUCAGGAGCUGUACUCGUUCAGGAAAACGAAAAAGGUAUCGCGAGGAUCAUAAGCUUUGCGUCGAAAAUGUUGACCGAAACUGAAAAAAGGUACGCGCAAAACCAGCGUGAAGCGUUAGGUGCAGUUUGGGGCGUAGAGCACUUUUCGUACUUUUUAUUCGGUCGACAUUUUACAUUAAGAACAGAUGCCCAAGGAGUAGCCUUCGUCCUCAACCGGUCGCGAGAAAAUACCAAACGAGCACUGACGAGAGCCGAUGGUUGGGCCCUCAGACUAAGUCCGUACAGUUACACUGUUGAAUAUAUCCGGGGAAGAGAGAAUAUAGCUGACCCAUCAUCGCGGUUGUACUGCGGAAACGAUGAUCCUUUCGAAGAUAACCACAGCCCUUGGGAAAUUGCUACACUACAGGUAUCUAAUUUUGGGUUCUUAACAGAAGAGCACAUCAGAGAUGCCACAUUGAUAGAUGAUUUGCUCCAAAAAGUAAUCGUUUCUCUUGAGUCAAAUGUGUGGAAUAAAGAAACAAAAGGUUUCAAAGCGUUAGCUGGGGACUUAUCAGUGCAGAACGGAAUACUGAUCAAAAAUGGUUGUGCAAUUAUUCCAUACUCGCUUCGAGAAACGACAUUAAAUAUAGCUCAUUCAGGACAUCCUAUGACGGCAAAAAUGAAGAGCAUUAUGCGUAAGCGAGUUUGGUGGCCGGGAAUGCCCACGGAUGUCGAGAAAUGGGUUCAAGCAUGCCAGGUAUGCGCUACCAACGGGAGACCAGAAAAACCAACUCCGAUGCAGCGUAGUUUCGCCCCAAAAACUGUUUGGCAUACUAUAGCUAUUGAUUUCAAUGGUCCCUACAUAAAGUUUGGUGGAAUUUCAAUACUAGUAAUCGUUGACUAUCGCUCUAGAUAUCUAAUCGCAAAACCAGUACAAUCAACCAGUUUUGAUCACACCAAAAAGAUCCUCGAUGAAAUUUUCGAUAGAGAAGGCUAUCCCCAAAAUGUAAAAAGCGAUAACGGACCCCCGUUCAAUGGGGCUGAGUACCGGGAUUAUUGUUCCCAGCGAGGCAUCAAUUGCAUAUACUCGACGCCUUACCACCCACAACAGAAUGGGCUCGUCGAGGGGUAUAUGAAAAUAAUCAAUCGAGCGAUGGUAGCGGCAAUUAGCAAAGGAACAUCUUAUAUAGAAGAGUUACGAAACGCGGUACAGGCGCACAAUGCCGCAGAGCACAAAGUUACAAAACUUCCUCCUGAAGAAGUUUUAUCUGGUAGACGAAUAAGGAGACGGUUGCCACUUAUGUGCCCGGGAAAAUCUGAAUUUGAUGACAAGCAACUUGACGAAAGGGAUCGCAAUUCUAAACUCCAGGGAAAACAUACUGAGGAUGCACGUCGUGGCUCAAAAAUUUGUUCAGUCAAGCCUGGGGAUAUAGUCAUACUCGAAAGGAUGAUGCGAGCCAAAGGCGAGAGCCGAUUCGAUCCUAAAAGAUACACGGUAUUAGAGGAAAGAAAUGGUGAUCUGCUGCUUAGCGACGAGACAGGUCAAACCUUGAAGCGCAACGUUAUUCACACUCGUAGGGUUCAUGAGUGGAAGGUAUUCAAUCAGGUACCUUUUCCUUGUCAAUCGGCGCCAACAUCGACAAAUGAAACUCCUGUACAGGGCAGGCCAUCGCGCGAAAAGAAAACUCCAACCCACCUGCAAGACUACGUACGAAUCUGCGAACAGGAGGCAAACGAACGUAGUCAAUUUUCCGCCACACAGCAGCUAAAAUGA